Dermatophagoides pteronyssinus (European house dust mite) is the source of this 774-nucleotide messenger RNA. Its product is annotated as 60S ribosomal protein L8-1-like. The record is from RefSeq and is a predicted model, not a curated record. NCBI's taxonomy places the organism in Eukaryota, Metazoa, Arthropoda, Arachnida, Sarcoptiformes, Pyroglyphidae.
AUGGGUCGAGUCAUCCGAGGACAGCGCCGUGGCGCCGGGUCGAUUUUCACCGCAAGCACGCACAAGCGCAAAGGGCCGGCCGCGCUGCGCUCGCUGGACAACAUCGAGCGCAAGGGCUACAUCCAAGGUGUGGUGACCGACAUCGUGCACGACAGCGGGCGCAACGCGCCACUGGCGCGCGUCGAGUUCAAGAACCCGAUCGCGCACGGCAAGCAAAAGGCGCUGUUUCUCGCCACCGAAGGCAUGCACUCCGGGCAGUUCGUGUACUGCGGCAGAAAGGCGCGCAUCGACGUGGGCAACGUGCUGCCGAUCGGCCGGCUGCCGGAGGGCUCAAUCGUGUGCAACAUUGAGCGCCGCGAGAGCGACGGCGGCCGCAUCGCGCGCGCCUGCGGCACCUACGGCAUCGUCAUUGCGCACAGCGAGGACGGCUCGAAGACGCGCGUGCGCCUGCCGUCAGGCAUCCGCAAGACGGUCAGCUCGAACUGCCGCGCGCAGGUUGGGCUCGUCGCGGGCGGCGGCGUGACCGACAAGCCGCUGAUGAAGGCGGGCGCCUCGUACCACAAGCACAAGGCCAAGCGCAGCGCCGUCUGGCCGAAGGUGCGCGGCGUCGCGAUGAACCCCGUGGACCACCCGCACGGCGGCGGCAACCACCAGCACAUCGGGCACGCGAGCACCGUCAGCCGUCACGCGCCGCCGGGCCAAAAGGUCGGCCUCAUCGCUGCGCGCCGCACCGGUCUCGUGCGCGGCGGCCGCGUGGUCACGCAGAAAGACUAG